Molecule: messenger RNA, 2613 nt
Organism: Jatropha curcas
Lineage: Eukaryota; Viridiplantae; Streptophyta; Magnoliopsida; Malpighiales; Euphorbiaceae
Product: AP2-like ethylene-responsive transcription factor ANT
Biological process (GO): regulation of DNA-templated transcription
Molecular function (GO): DNA binding; DNA-binding transcription factor activity
Source: RefSeq, a predicted model, not a curated record
CAAAAAAAAAAAAAAAAAAAAAAAACAAAAAAAAAACACCAAGCUUUCAUAUGGAGUAAGGCAAUUGAUUUUGGGUAUGAUUAGUUUAUUUCCUUCCCAAUGAUUGAGUUGGCUUGCUGCAAUUGAGUGAGAGAUACUUGUAAGGAACCUCUGUAAGUAAAAGAAAGCAAGAGAGAGAAAGAAGGCAAGAAGAUGAAAUCUUUGAAUGAUAAUAACAAUGGAAGCAAUAAUAAUAAUAGUAACUGGUUGGGUUUUUCUCUCUCGCCCCAAAUGAAAAUGGAGGUUGCUUCUUCUGACCCCCAACAUCAUCAUAACCAGUACCAUCAUGAACCCGAAGCUCCUUCUGUUGCAGCUGUUUCUGUUUCCAGUUCUGUUCCAACAAGCUUCUAUUUGUCUACUUCUCACUUCAACACUCCUGGAAUCUGUUAUGGAGUUGGAGAAAGCGUUGGCUUUCACUCUCCUUUGUCUGUUAUGCCACUUAAGUCUGAUGGGUCUCUCUGUAUUAUGGAAGCUCUAACUAGAUCACAAUCUGAAGGGAUAGUAUCAAGUUCCUCACCGAAGCUAGAAGACUUUCUAGGUGGUGCAACUAUGGAAAACCAUCAAUAUAGUAGCCACGGAAGGGAAACAAUGGCUUUAAGCUUAGACAGUAUGUAUUAUCAUCAGAACACGCAACCAGAAACCAACAGGCAACAUUCUCUUGACCUCCAUGAGCCCUAUAGGCAUCAGGAAACGCACUUUUCAGUUCAAAGUCAUCCAUAUUAUAAUGGAAUCGCAUGUCAUGGAAUGUAUCAACCUCCAUUAGAGGAACAAACCAAAGAUACCCAUCUUUCUGACUGUGAUUCACAGAUCCCCACAAUGGCAGAUGAUGGAAUGCCUUGUUUAAAGAACUGGGUUGCGAGACAUUAUUCCACUCAUAAUGCACUAGAGCAGCAGAUUAGCAAUAGCUUGGUUGAUGAAGGAGGAGCUUCUGGUUCUGUUAGUGCUCUGGGUUGUGGAGAUUUACAAUCUCUUAGCUUGUCCAUGAGUCCUGGUUCUCAAUCCAGUUGUGUUACAGCUCCAAGACAGAUUUCACCUACUAGUACUGAAUGUUUGGCUAUGGAAACAAAGAAAAGAGGACCUUCAAAAGUAGGCCAUAAGCAACCUGUUCAUAGGAAGUCUAUUGACACAUUUGGGCAAAGAACAUCACAGUAUAGAGGUGUUACCAGGCACAGAUGGACGGGUAGAUAUGAAGCCCAUCUAUGGGAUAAUAGUUGCAAGAAGGAGGGCCAGACCAGGAAAGGAAGGCAAGUUUAUCUUGGAGGCUAUGAUAUGGAAGAGAAAGCUGCAAGGGCUUAUGAUCUUGCUGCCCUUAAGUACUGGGGACCUUCUACUCACAUUAACUUUCCGCUGGAAAAUUAUCAUGAAGAGCUUGAAGAAAUGAAGAACAUGAGCCGACAGGAAUAUGUUGCGCAUUUGCGAAGGAAAAGUAGUGGGUUUUCUAGAGGGGCCUCAAUGUAUAGAGGAGUAACAAGGCAUCACCAGCAUGGAAGAUGGCAAGCAAGGAUAGGCAGAGUUGCAGGAAACAAGGACCUUUAUCUUGGGACUUUCAGCACCCAGGAGGAAGCGGCUGAAGCUUAUGAUAUUGCCGCAAUCAAAUUUCGUGGGGUUAAUGCUGUUACUAACUUUGACAUAACAAGAUAUGAUGUUGAGAAGAUCAUGGCAAGCAAUACUCUGCUAGCAGGAGAGCUAGCUAGGAAAACGAAAGAGACGGAGACGAGUAGUGGGGCUAUUGAGUAUAACCCGUCAGCACAAAACAGUGGAGAAACAAUACCAAUUGAGAAUAGCAAUGGCAAUGGCAAUGACUCAGAUUGGAAAGUAGUUCUAUAUCAGUCGCAGCAGCAACAACAGACGAAUGGUUGUGUUGAUUCUCUUGAUCAGAAAUCGACAAGUGUAGGGAAUUAUCGAAAUUCCUCCUAUUCAAUGGCAAUGCAAGAUUUGAUUGGAAUUGAUUCACUUAACUCAAGCCAGCCUUUAGUGAAUGAAACAAACUCGAGAUUAGGGACUCACUCGUCGAACACAUCAUCGUUGGUUACUAGUUUGAGCAGUUCAAGAGAAGGUAGCCCUGAUAGAACUGGAACUGCAAUGCUGUUUGCUAAGCCUCCAUUAGCAUCAAAGUUUAUUAGCCCUAACAGUGGUGUUACUCCAUGGUUCCAAUCUGCAGCUCAGCUUAGGCCUACUGCAAUCUCCAUGGCUCAUUUGCCAGUUUUUGCAGCUUGGAAUGAUACCUAAAAACGCUCUCAUGUGUACUAUUGUCAAAACAGGUUUUUGCAUGGACAUGAAAGAGAAAAGAAAAGGAAACAAAUGUUGUUGGAGGGAAAAAGAACGGAAGGGACCGAUUAGGAUUUUUCAUUAUGUUUAUCUUUUUAGGUUAGGUUGUUAGUGGAGCGAACUGGUGAAUUAAUGAAAGACAAAGGUGGGCGGGCCCAACUAUCUUUUGUGUAAGAAACUUUUGUCAAAAUAUUGGAAUGAAAGAUUUUGCAAAAUGGAGGGAAGUGAUUAAGAGAGAUCUGAUGAUUAAAAUUCUGUGGAAAUGAUGUUGGCAAUAUAGAAAUUGGGCCUAUUAUAAUUACUGAA